UAUCCCAUUUCUGGGGCAGGACCCAGUGUUUCACCCUACAGAAUUCUGCUGGGCUGGGGCUGAUAUUGGUGCUCCUGGCAGAGCACUGGCUGCCUGGUGCCAUUGGGGUUGUGGUUAUGGAGGGAGGCACCAUGGGCUGGGAAGUGUCUGGGGACUGUCACUAACCAGCAGAAAGGGAGGCUGGUGAAGGACGGGGAGACAUCAAAGGAUGGGAAUCACGCCCUCAGUGGCUGUGGGGCCAGGCAGAAUCUGGCUGUGCCCUUGCAAGCACAGCACCCCAUUUCCCAUCCCACCAUUCCCCUUCCAGCUGGCUGCAGAUCAUCCCCCUCCACCCAUCUUCCAGCACCCAGCUGGGGCAGGGGCACCUUGUCAGGAAGGGGAUGUUUCAUCCUUGUGGUGAUGCCCAGUUUAGGAUGAGGAUGCUCCAGCAUUUGCUGGGCUGGUUAGGGCCAUCAAGCCCUUGGCAGGGCUGUGGGGAGAAAGGGAAAGCAAAAAGCCUGGAAUCGGUCGUGGGAACGACGUGGCUCUGGCGGUUGGUGCCGUUGCUUUGGGCUGGGACAGGAGGUCACUUGCCAGCCCACAGGAAGGCAUGAGGAGUUCCCAGAAGGGAAAUGAGGAACAGCUCUUGCCUCAGAAGUGCCCACAAGCCCUGGGGGAGCCUGGGGUAGAGCAGAGCUGCCGGGACAAGGGGAGCAGAGUGUGCUGGGAUGGCCAGGUGCAGCCAGGAGACCCCACAAAGUGGCAUGAACUUGUUCCUGGGCGCUGUCCUGCUGUUCCUGAUGCUGCCUGAUGUUGCCGAAGGACAGGACAGCUGUUCUGUCCCGGCUCGGGGUGAUGAUCACCGUGAGUGCUGCAACACGGCGGUGGAGCAGCAGAACCCAGGGAACAUCCUCCGCCUGUCCCAGCGCUGCCCGGAGCUGUGGAGCUCUGCGAGCCGCGCCUGUGCCUGCCUGCGGGAGCACUCCCUCAGGCUGCUGCAGUCGGGGCAGCACAGUUUGCUGGCUGGGCUCAAGACGCUGCUCCUGACUGUCAGCAGGGCUGUCACCGAUGACAUCCGCAUCGCCUUCUCCCCCACAGAGGGACCCAGCAGGCUGAAAAACACAGAGAAAGGGAAGGCAGGUAAAAUCCACCUCCCCAGGGAGAUAUUCCGGUCCCUGAUUAACAAAACGGUGCAUGUGGUGGUGACAGUCCUCAAUAUCCAGCAGCUUGGCAUGUUCAAGGAAUUCAACCAGACAGCGCAGGUGUUGGACAACACCGUGGUGGGGAUCACAGUGGGAGAGAGCAGCAUCUCGGGGCUGCAGGAGCCUGUGCAGCUCACGUUUGCCCACAGGGAGCUGCCCCGAGGUGUCACCCCUCAAUGUGUCUUCUGGGAUCCCAGCAAAGAUCCCAUCUCUGGAUGUCUCCACAGCAAAAGCUUUGACAGUUGUUGCCACCGCUGGCUGUGGGGUAGCCAUGGCUUUCUCCCUCUUCACCAUGGCCUUCUGCAUCUUCAUAAGGUGGGAUGUGCCAGCAGCUCCACGGGGGCUUGCCAGGCUGGGAGAAAUGCAGAGCAGUGCCAGUGCCUCUGCAUGGACCUGCUGUGGUACAGCACGAGGCCCUGCUCACCUGUGACCCCUGCCCUUCCUGGCCCCUGUGGGACACUCAGGUGCAGGUUCAGGUUUGAGGAGACCGUCCGCAUCAACCUGGGGCUGCACAUGAACCUCAUUGGCAGCCUGUUCCUCCUCAACCUGGCCUUCCUGCUCAACAGUGGGCUCUCUGGCAGGGCCCACCCAAGCACCUGUAGGGUCCUGGGGGGAUUCACCCACUACUGCCUGCUCUGCUGCUUCACCUGGACAGCGCUGGAGGGCUGCCAGCUCUACCUCCUCUUUGUCAAGGUCCUCGGCAUCUACAUCCACCGCUACCUGGCAAAGCUGUGCCUGGUUGGCUGGGGCUUCCCUGUUCUCGUGGUGGGAGUGGCAGGAAUUAUUGGCAGCUAUGGAGAAUACAACAUCCAUACCAUGGACCACCAGGUCAUAGCCAACAUGUGCGUGUGCCACUGCCCACAGGACUCAGGUGUCCCUUUGGCACAGGGAGGGGUAGCUCAGUCCUGCCAGGAGUGCAGCACUCAGGGAUUGCACCCAUGUGGUUUGGCUUUGCACCAUGCUUCUGCUUCUGCUUCCUUAAUUGUGAUUGCAACACAUCAGCCACCCCCACCUCUCAUGCCAAACCUCCUUGGUCAUGCCUGCAGCCCUCCAGGUUAUGGAGGGAUGUCCAAGGUCCACUUGGAGCUUGGUCAGGCUCCCUCCCAGCUGAGCAACACAAGGGCAGUGGAUAUGCACCACUGUCCCCCUGCUUCACCCUGGCCUUGGAAAAUGCCCCCAGGGAAGGCUCCCAUAGGUGCUGCUGAUGCUUGCAUGGCUGCUGGAGACAUCAUGGUUGUCUCUUUUCAGGUGCUGGAUCACUUCCAAACAUAUUCUGGUCCACUACAUCACCAACUGUGGCUACUUUGGCCUCAUCUUCCUCUUCAACAUGGCUAUCUUUGGGGUGGUGACCCAUAAGAGCUGCAGCUUGCAGGGCACUGGGGCAGUGCAGGGAUACCAAAAGCCCUGGAAGGUGGCUUUGGUG
This is a messenger RNA of Sturnus vulgaris (Common starling), 2604 nucleotides long. The record is from RefSeq and is a predicted model, not a curated record. NCBI's taxonomy places the organism in Eukaryota, Metazoa, Chordata, Aves, Passeriformes, Sturnidae.